GGCACAUUGGACUGGGUCGCCGGAGGGGCCGGUGGGGUAGAAGAGCGAGAGCGGAAAGCGGGAGGGGUUGAAGUCGGAGAGCGAGUGGCGGCGCGAUUCGGAGGGGCGGCAUGGGGGCAUCCGGCCGGAAGGGGCUUUGGCUGGGGACUGUGAGCUGUACCCUGUUUCUGGCUGUUAACAGCUUGUAUUCUUCAAGUGACGAUGUUAUAGAGCUAACACCAACAAACUUCAACAGGGAAGUCAUUCAGAGCGACAGCUUGUGGCUAGUAGAGUUCUAUGCUCCAUGGUGUGGCCACUGCCAGAGACUAACACCAGAGUGGAAGAAAGCAGCAACGGCUCUGAAAGGUGUUGUCAAAAUAGGGGCAGUUGAUGCAGAUAAGCAUCAGUCGCUAGGGGGUCAAUAUGGUGUCAAAGGAUUUCCUACAAUCAAGAUAUUUGGUGCCAAUAAGAACAAAGCAGAAGAUUAUCAAGGGUCCAGGACGAGUGAUGCUAUCGUUGAUGCCGCUUUAAGUGCUCUCCGGUCGCUGGUAAAGGAUCGCCUGGGAGGCAGAGGAAGUGGAUACACCUCUGGAAAACAGAGUAGCCGUGACAGUGGAGGUUCAGGCAAAAAGGAUGUGAUUGAGCUGACGGAUGAUACCUUUGAUAACAAUGUCCUGAACAGCGAGGAUGUCUGGCUGGUAGAGUUUUAUGCUCCUUGGUGCGGACAUUGCAAAAACUUGGAGCCAGAGUGGGCAGCAGCCGCAACUGAAGUGAAGGAGCAGACAAAUGGAAAAGUUAAGUUGGCUGCUGUCGACGCAACAGUGAACCAGGUGUUAGCGAGUCGAUAUGGAAUCCGUGGGUUUCCUACAAUCAAAAUCUUCCAGAAAGGAGAAAACCCUGUUGAUUAUGAUGGUGGAAGAACAAAAUCGGACAUCGUUGCUCGUGCUCUGGACCUCUUCUCAGAGAAUGCACCACCACCUGAACUCCUCGAGAUCAUUAGUGAGGAUGUUUUGAAGCAAACGUGUGAUGCCCACCAGCUUUGCAUCGUUUCGGUCUUGCCCCAUAUUCUUGACACAGGAGCCGCAGGGAGAAAUUCCUACUUGGAGGUCAUGUUGAAAAUGGCAGACAAGUACAAAAAGAAGAUGUGGGGGUGGCUGUGGACAGAGGCUGGUGCCCAGUCUGAUCUCGAAAACUCCUUGGGAAUUGGAGGGUUUGGAUAUCCCGCCAUGGCAGCAGUUAAUGCCCGAAAGAUGAAAUUUGCACUCCUCAAAGGAUCUUUCAGCGAGCAAGGGAUAAACGAGUUCCUGAGGGAACUCUCUGUGGGUCGAGGAUCCACAGCGCCCGUAGGAGGAGGGGCUUUCCCUAAGAUUAACACAGUAGAGCCGUGGGAUGGCAAAGAUGGUGAGCUGCCAGUUGAAGAAGAUAUUGAUCUCAGCGAUGUCGAUCUUGACGACUGGGAUAAAGAGAAGGAUGAAUUGUGAGACCUUGAAGACGUUUUGUUUCUUGAGGGACUCUGGGCAGUGGUUUGACAGGACAUUGCUUGACAUUCUAAGGACGUGGCAGUCAUCUUGUCGUUGAGAAAGGAGUCGGCUGUUGAGAAUGCAGUCAAUUGCGUGCCUCUCAAGAACAAAAGAGCCCAAAAAUUCUAUGAAUUUUUUUUUGUAUGGAGUAAAACUGAUUGUAUUCUGUGCAACAGAUUAUCUUGAGGGCAACACUGGUCUUUCACUGAAAUACUCUUUUUAUUUUGGCUUUUGUCCAGCUGGUAUGUGGUGGUUGAUGGUGACUUGAGACUUUUAUUGUAACUAGUUUUGAAAAUGUGGUCACUUUUCCCUUUCUGAAAGCGAGUUGCUCUAGCCUCCCAUAUCAAUGAAAGAAUAAAACCAUAUUUUUGA
Messenger RNA from Pogona vitticeps (central bearded dragon), 1871 nucleotides. It is a transcript of the gene PDIA6, whose product is annotated as protein disulfide isomerase family A member 6. Gene Ontology annotation, molecular function: protein disulfide isomerase activity; protein-disulfide reductase activity. The record is from RefSeq and is a predicted model, not a curated record. Gene Ontology annotation, biological process: response to endoplasmic reticulum stress. Gene Ontology annotation, cellular component: endoplasmic reticulum lumen. NCBI's taxonomy places the organism in Eukaryota, Metazoa, Chordata, Lepidosauria, Squamata, Agamidae.